AGUCUGUUGCACUGUCCGCCAUUUCAUCGGUGAAAUCGGUCGGUGAGGUUUUGGGAGAGAAUUUGUAGGCGAGAGAGGGCGGUGAACAACGCCAUUGAGUCUAACAAUGCUUUCCGCCGCCCAGUUGCUCGAUGAGUUAAUGGGCCGGGACCGGAACCUGGCCCCGGACGAGAAGCGCAGCAAUGUUCGCUGGGAUCAUGAAAGUGUGUGUAAAUAUUACCUGUGUGGCUUUUGUCCUGCAGAACUGUUUACAAACACAAGAUCAGAUUUAGGUCCAUGCGAAAAAAUACAUGAUGAAAAUUUACGUAAACAGUAUGAAAAGAGUUCUCGCUUCAUGAAAGAAGGUUAUGAGAGGGAAUUCCUUCGCUACUUACAAACUCUUUUAGCCGAAGUAGAGCGGAGAAUUCGUAGAGGUCAUGCACGAUUGGCCCUGUCUCAAUCCCAGCAAAAUUCUGGUGGUUCUGGACCCUCGGGCAAGAAUGAAGAAAAAAUACAAGUUUUGACAGAAAAAAUUGAAGAACUUUUACUUCAGAUUGAAGAGCUUGGCUCAGAGGGCAAGGUAGAAGAAGCACAAGGAAUGAUGAAACUUGUGGAACAGUUAAAAGAUGAAAGAGAACAGCUGCGAUCAACAACAUCUACAAUAGAAAGCUUUGCUGCUCAAGAAAAGCAGAUGGAAGUAUGUGAAGUCUGUGGUGCUUUUCUUAUUGUUGGGGAUGCCCAGUCAAGAGUGGAUGAUCAUUUAAUGGGAAAGCAACACAUGGGUUAUGCCAAAAUUAAAUCAACUGUUGAAGAGUUAAAGGAGAAGAUAAGACGACGGUCCCAUGAACCAGAACGUGAAGACAGGGGAAGAAAAGAAAGGGAAGAUCGUGAAAAAGAACGGGAGGAGAGGGAGAAGAGGCGAAGAAAGGAGGAGGAAGAUCGAGAAAGGGAAAGGGAGAAGGAACGUGAGAAAGAGAGAGAGCGGGAACGAGACCGCGAGAGAGAAAAAGAGCGAGAUCGUGACAGAGAUCGGCGUCGGCGCAGUCAUUCACGCAGCCGCCAUUCAAGCAGGACUUCUGAAAGGCGUCGCAGCCGGUCACGAGACCGCAGAAGGUCUAGGAGUAAGGAUCGUGAGAGGAAACGCAGCAGGAGCAGGGAUAGAGAUCGUCGGCGGAGUCGUGACCGCUCUGAGAGGAAGCAGAGGUCCCGAAGCAGAGAUAAACGACGAUCCAGAAGCCCAGAAAGGAAAUCUCAUAAACACAGGAGUAGGAGCAGAGAGAAGGAGAGGGAAGGAAAAUCAAAAGACAAAGAAAAAAGGGAUUCUGAUGAAAAGCGCAGCAGCAAGAAGAGCAGUACAGAUGAAAAAUCAAGUGAUGCAUCCAAGGUGGAACAAAUGGAGGUGGAUGCUCCAGAGAGUGAGGUCAAUGGCACAAACGAAGACCUAAAAUCUGAAGGUGACACUCAGUCCAAUUAAAACUGAUCUGAUAUGACCUCAGAUCAGGCCGAGGUAAGUGGAUUUUUUGAUUGUUGGUUAGGUUUUUUUGUUUAAUAGUGCAGCGUAAGUAUUACGUGGAAGAAGAUGGAGCUGCGAAGAAAUAGAGAAAAAAACAUACCCAGAAUGGAAGGACAGUGUAGUCCUGCAAAACAUGCGGAGGUACCUUAUUUUAUACACAUUCCUACUGGAAUUCCCCAGAGCGUUCUGUGCCUCUAUAGUAUAGCUCCAGUUCUAUUUAGAUAUAAUUCCUUGUUAAAUGUAUAUCCUUUUUUUUUUUUUUUCUUUUUCUUUUUCACAAACUCUAUAGGGUCUCAUUAAUAACUUUUUUUUUUUUUUAACCUAUAUAUUUUUGACUUUAGCCCUUUUAACAUUUUAAGUCCCAUUCUUAAUUGACCUCUGAGGCACAUGUAAAGGACCUUUGUUAUAACUGACACUCUUUGCAGUAUAUAUCUAUUAUUUUUGCCUGAUUGCCUUGCAUUCUAAUGCAGUUUGUUCUGUAACUCGAGAGCCAGUAGCAUUGGAUUGCUGGAAGUGUAGGGUUUAUGAAUUAUUGCAGCUGACUUCCAUACCUCACACAGCGUUGGUGUUGUGAGCGACCCAUGAAAAGCCAAUUUAAAAAUCAAGGAUUCAGUCAAUCUGUGCAGGUACUCACGCCAGGUACUCCUUUCUCUACCCAACUCCAUGUUUGAAUGCUGUUGCCUGUAAACCUUAAGCUUGCUGUUGUGUUUUUUGUUUCCUUUUGUUUUUUUAUUUGUUUAGACAUUUCUGAAAGGCUUUUUAUUUAUUUUUACUUUCUGUGUUUUACUUGUUAACUCAUCACCACAAAACUCUCUCUGACUGUAACUGUAGGGGUGCAGUGAUGCCAAGAAUUAUUUGGCAUUAAAGAGUAAUUUCCUAAAUAAACGGGCUGCUUUAUAGCAUUUACUGAGGUAUGUCUUUAACUUCUCCUGCACUGUAGGAAACUACCUUCUAGAAAUCUUGGGUUAAAAGAGCCGCGGCUUUACCUGUUCUGCUUUAUAAAGAUGUCAUUACUAGUGUGGGCAGAGGAGAAAUGGUGAAUGCAGGUAGUGAACGUGGAGCUUCACCUGCGGCUGGCUCACUGCUACCUUAAUGAAGGAGCUGCACGUUUACUCUGUGGCCGCUCUUGUCAAGCCGACGUAAUCUUCAAAUGUCCUCUGACCUUUUGUGUAGCUGAGGAAAGCAGAGACUGUGUUUGUUCCAUUUGGCCUGAAUGCUUCACUCCCACCUCGUGUUUAGUUGUCCUAACUCACUGUCUCUUUAACGUUUUUCCUUUUGUAGGCCGAUCUGAAGUUUGAAAGAAGACCUGAAAACUGUCUGAGCUGACGUGCUGCCGCUGCUGUUGCUUCUGCUUAAAACAAGGUGAACAAGAGCUGUAGUGGCCUAGAAAGAAAGAGAAAGAGAGAGAAAGAAAGAAAGAAAGAGAGGGAGAGCUCAAGUGUAAUAUAAAUCAGUUGCCAUUAUUAAGCUCGUUUCAGGACUGUUGAUGUAAACACGGAUUCGAUCGCACACCCACCAAGAAGUAAAUUUGAUAUUGUACUCAUUUUUUUUUUUUAUUUUAUUUUAAUUUUAUUUUGUUUACAUGUAUUUAGCAAUGAACAAGCAGCACCUGUAAAUGUAACUUGUUCGGUUUGUCGUUUUCGGAUUCUACUUUCCCGUCAUUCAAGGUCUCACCCGCUCUGUCUAGAAAGUUGUGUUCAGUGUUCUGAAUGGAAACAUUUCGAAUCCCUCCCGCCCCACAGGCGUAAAGCAAACGGCCUUUUUGAUCACUUCUACUUUUCAAAGAAGUGCAAUCAAUAUUUUUCAUUUCGUUCAGACUGAAAACAAAAAAACUGUAUAUUUUUGUGUUAUGAAUAAUAAAUUUUUUUGAUCAGUGUCUUAAAGCA
Molecule: messenger RNA, 3378 nt
Organism: Polypterus senegalus (gray bichir)
Lineage: Eukaryota; Metazoa; Chordata; Cladistia; Polypteriformes; Polypteridae
Gene: luc7l3
Product: LUC7-like 3 pre-mRNA splicing factor
Exons: 10
Coding region: 107-1453 (448 amino acids)
Biological process (GO): mRNA splice site recognition
Cellular component (GO): U1 snRNP; U2-type prespliceosome
Molecular function (GO): mRNA binding
Source: RefSeq, a predicted model, not a curated record